GUAAUGGGAAUUUUCAAACAGUUCAAGAAAAUCAGCCUGAUUCAAAUAAACUUGUAUAUGUCCAAUUGGACAUCAUAUAUUUUUUCAAAUCCAACACUGCUUCAAAACCUUAUUCUAUGAGAAAACGUCUAGUCAAGCGCAAAGUUUUCUUGGUAAUAGAUAAACUUCAGAUGGCCCUUUUCGAUGCAGAGGGUAGGGUGUCUUCGAAUUCAUCGUUGGAGAUGACUACGAUCCUGAUGUUGAGCUUGGGUUUAAUUAUCUAUUCUACACCACGUACUCCAGCGGUAGAGAUGGUGAUAGUUCGUACUAAUAAUGGAGAUGACUACAAGGUUUGA
This is a messenger RNA of Funneliformis geosporum, 335 nucleotides long. The record is from the annotation of a GenBank genome assembly. Lineage: Eukaryota; Fungi; Glomeromycota; Glomeromycetes; Glomerales; Glomeraceae.